AGACGACAUGGUUCAAUUCUCGGCAGUUCGAUUUGCAACAAAUGUCGACACCAGAAACAAAAUACUGUUUGGAGAGUAUGGCAUAUCUGACAUGAUGGAAAAGGUCGAGCUACUUCCGGGUCCAGGAGGAAAAACUGCUCUUGGAGCCGCUCUCUCUUACACAAGGACGACAAUGCUGAAACACCACAACAGACCUGAAUUACCCGAUAUGAUCUGGGUAAUAACAGAUGGCGACGCGACAGAUUCUGUCAAGAAAGCAACAAGAUUACUCAGAAAACAUAAAGUCGAGAUUAUCGCACUUGGAAUCAAACAGCCUGGAGAACCGUUAUCCAUUAAGCAACUAGAGGAAAUAACUGGCAACCCUGAUAACGUCAUCGAAGUCAAAGGAAUGGAAUCACUCAAAGAGGAACUGAGAAGCCGAAUCGUUGGAAAGAUCUGUAAAUUUUCAUGCCUUGACUAUCCACCCACAACGGCACCCCCACCCCCACCCAAAUGUGAUCCUAACCCAUCCCCACCGCCGACUGGAGGUUCUGUAAAUUGCGAUAGCGAUACCGCAGAUAUUGGAACGAAAUGUGACUUCGUUUGCAAACCAAACUCUCAGCUCGAAGGACCCAAGGACGCAGUCUGUGAAGAAGAUGGAAAGGGAGGUGCAAGAUGGAGCCAAGAAGCCAAGAGAUGUGUCACUCCCUGCAAGCCCCACCAUCCACCAAGACCAAUCAAUGGCGAAGUUGAAUGCAACAACGAAAAAGCAAUAAUCGGAACUCGUUGUGAUUUCGCUUGUAAGGUUGGAUACUCGCUCCAGGGAUCAGAGAAAACAAUCUGCAAGAAAACUUCAAACGGAAAAGCGGAAUGGAGCCAUAAGGCGCAAACAUGUACCAGUAAAUGAUGGUAAUUUGUUGAGCGUUGUAUUGGACACAUAUGAAUUUUAGAUAGAUCUUAGAUCGUUGUGUUGGCCACAUUUUGAAGCACCCGUUUUCAAACUUUAAUGCCGGUAUUGCUUCAGUAGACAGGUACAAAAUUAGUUACAAACUAGCGAGUUUCUAGUAAGGGUUGAGUCCCAGGAAAUUCUAAGGUUCCCGUUUUGAAUCGACAUUGACUGAAUUGUAAAUAAGGCUGUGAAGCUAUUGCCGGUAUAUUUUUUUAUUGGAUUUGGAGGCGGUUCAGGGUAUGUAUUUUUAACACCCCGGAGUGUUGAUACGUAGUUAAAAAUCUGAAUUGUCCAGAGUCGGGGGUCGAACUUUCAGUGGCGAUAAAAAAUUCCAAGAGUGUAAAGAAAUUUUUCUAAACCGGCGUUGGCAGCUAUUUUUUUCAAUUUGGUGUCAGCUCAUAGUCGAGACUGAGACGCGUCAUUUGUUUUGUUUUCGUUUUGUUUAUACCUAUAUUCAUAGAGCGUAUGAAAUACUCUGCUAGGGAGACAUUAAUUAACUGUAUAGCCCCAUGUAUCCAUAACGACUCAUAAAGAAAGAGAUGCUUUUUUACUUUGUCGUCCAGUAUUUAUAUCAUUGUUUCCAUAGUGGAAUCAAGACUACCUUUAGUCUAUAGUAUUCGGUGAAAAAUAGAGGGAAAAUGGUUUUUAAAAUCUUGCGUUUUUGUCUAUGAUACCAAGCUGAUUAUUUUAUAUUUACAGUGUUUAUGCCCAAUAGAAUAUUUAGAUUCCAUGAUUUGGGUCAGAUGGAUUUUUGUGGCAAAUAUAUAGGGUUUGAUUUACUAAUUAACAUAUUUGUUCUGUUUACUUAUACGAUCAAUUGUCUUUGUUUUUCAUGACAACAUCUACGUUCUUUGCUUAUGCUUAGCCAUAUAUGUGUCCCUUACAUGCAAUAAUAUUUAGUAUAGACAUUAGUUGCUUUAGGAUAGCUUUGUUGCGAUGUUUAAUGUUUACAUUUUCAAUUGUGUGGUUAGUAUAAUACAAACCCUGUUUAAAACCAAAUGAUAUUUUAUGAGACAAAGAAACGACAUUUAUUCCUAUUAUUAUUUGUGUAUUUGAUAUUAAAAAUACAUAGAAUUAUUGUUUAUACGGAGAAUACUGCAAUAAAACGUGUGAAAAGUGU
Molecule: messenger RNA, 2048 nt
Organism: Styela clava
Lineage: Eukaryota; Metazoa; Chordata; Ascidiacea; Stolidobranchia; Styelidae
Product: collagen alpha-1(XIV) chain-like
Source: RefSeq, a predicted model, not a curated record